Molecule: messenger RNA, 1473 nt
Organism: Bufo gargarizans (Asiatic toad)
Lineage: Eukaryota; Metazoa; Chordata; Amphibia; Anura; Bufonidae
Product: ectonucleotide pyrophosphatase/phosphodiesterase family member 7-like
Exons: 6
Coding region: 1-1473 (490 amino acids)
Source: RefSeq, a predicted model, not a curated record
AUGCAAACCCUUAAGUCUGCAAUCAUAUUUUUCAUUUUUUCGACCAUCAUUUUCUGUAAGCCAAUCUUCAGGAAUGGAAAAGCUGCUCACAACAAGCUGCUUGUGAUCUCUUUUGAUGGAUUUCGUUGGAAUUAUGAUCAAGAUGUUGAUACUCCACUUCUAGAUUACUUGGCAGAAAUUGGUGUAAAGGCAAAAUAUAUCACCCCACCUUUUGUGACAAUGACAUCGCCAUCUCACUUCACCACAAUCACUGGUCGCUGGAUUGAAGAUCACGGUGUUAUCCACAAUUUGAUGUUUAAUCCUGAAACCCUUCAGAAAAUUAGCUUCAAAAAAACCCAAAAUAUGUCAGAAUGGUGGGAUAAUGGCGCACUUCCGCUAUGGAUCACUGCACAGAAUCAGGGCUUGAUGGCUGGUUCUCUUCACUUCCCAGGAGGGAACGCUAACUACAGUGGUAAAACGAUCAGUAAAGCACUGGCAGAGACACCUGACCACCCUGACAGUGACGAGAACGAGUGGAGAGAUAACAUAGAUAUUGUCAUGAAAUGGUUCAAUGAAGAUGGUUUGGACUUUGUAACCCUCUACUAUGGAGAACCUGAUAAAACCGGUCACAUAUAUGGCCCAGAAACUGAACAGAGAAAAACAAUUAUUAAACAAAUUGAUAGAACUAUUAGUUAUCUCUUAGAAGCAAUUGAAAAAAACAAGCUCAAAGAUAAACUGAAUGUCAUCAUUACAUCUGAUCAUGGCAUGACCACUGUAAAGAAAGCACCUGCUGUAACAGAAAUUCGGCUGUCAAAUUAUAUUAACUUCAGUGACACAGUGAAAUUUGAUAUUCUAGACUAUGGUGGUUUUGGAAUGAUUACACCCAAAGAGGGCAAGGAAGAAGAACUAUAUCAGGUUCUUAAAGAUGCACACCCUCAUUUAAAGGCAUAUAAGAAGCAAGAAUUUCCUGAGCGUCUCCAUUAUUCCAAACAUGACAGAGUUUUGCCAAUUUUGCUUUAUGGAGAUCUGGGCUAUAGUGUAAAUGGGCGAGUAAUAUUAUAUGUUAAUAAAGGAGAUCACGGAUUUGACAACAAUGAAAUGGACAUGAAGAUGAUAUUUCGUGCCUUUGGGCCAGAUUUUAAAAAGAAUUACACUGCAGAACCAUUUGAUAGCAUCCACAUAUACCCACUUAUGUGCAAACUCUUGGGUGUCAUUCCAGAGCCACACAAUGGCUCUAUUGCGGUUACUCAAGAUAUGAUUUUUACUGCUGUUGCAGAAGAGCCAGGAGAGACCAAUGACAACAAAGAAAUGAGUGAUGCAAUCUCUGUGGCAAUGAUUGUGCUGUCUUCAGUAAGUGGAGUGCUCCUGUUAAUUUUCCUAUUUUAUGUGCCAUACGCAGUUGUGAAGAGAAAGAAAUGGGCGAAGAAAGAAAAAAGAGAGGAAGGACGUGAAGAGGACAUUAAUGAAAACAAACAACCACAGACGUCACUAUAG